UUGUCGAUUUGGCAAAUUGUGCAGCGUCGGACGAGGCUGCGCGCUCUCUUACACUCCCACCUGCUCUCUCUCUCUCUCUCUCUCUCACCGCUGCUGUGCGCUCUCUUCCUCUCUCCCUCUCUCCUCGCCACUACACCCCCCUCCCCACCCUCUCCUCUUUCUCUUUUCCCUCCCUUUCAGCUCUUGAAGCUAACGCAUUGGCUGGGCUACAGGCAUCUUGUUGCCAAAUAGGUGGGCCCUACUCGUGUUGGCAAAGGCUCAAGCAAUGGUUAGGGAAAGAACGCGGAGAGGACGAGAGACGGCGAGCGCGAAACAGAAAGAGAAAGAGAGAGAGUUGGAGAGAAAAGGGGAAAAAAGAAGCAGCACUCGGCUUUGCCAGCGGUCGUAUGCGCUCGUCCAACAUUGAUUCGGCUCUCUAUUUUUUUUUCCCUAUUCUGUGCUCUGCUCUCCCUGGCCCCCCCAUCUGUGUGUGAGAGUGUGUGUGAGCGUGUGUGUGUGUGUGUGUGUGAGUGUGUGUGUGAGUCUUGCGCCGGGCCCAGGGAUCAGAACAGACACUUACACUUUGCCAAGGAUUUUUUUUUUUUUUUUUUUCAAGGUUCAUUUUUUUUUUUUUUUUUUUUUGGAAAGCACAAAGGACUGUUUAUUUUAAGUGCAUCUCUCCCGUUGUUGAAGUUUUUUUUUUUUUUUGUCUCCAAACAGUGUAAUACUGUCAACAUUUCUAUUUUUACUUGACAAUUUUUGUUGCUACAAGUUUUUAUCUGUCAUUUUUGGCGUUAGUGUAAUGAGCUGCUGGCCGCCGUCCUGCUGCAGUGAAUUUUCUCCUUCCUAAAAAUCUUGGGGUUUUUGCUUUUAAACUUUGGCCCGCUGUUUUUAGUGAGCAGCAUAUUCUGCUAAUUAUUUUUUUUUUUUACAACCUCCCCCCCCCACCCCCCAAGUUUUUUUUCAUCUCCUAAUUCUCCACACCCUGCCAAACCAGCGCUCGCUUUACAUUGGGGAGCGCGGGAGGAAAAAAAAACUGGUGCAGGAGAUUUUUUUUUUUUUUUUUUUCACUUUAAACGCUGUGCCAAAUUUAUGAUGAGAGUGCAAAAUGGAUGAAUUUCAUCCCUUCAUUGAGGCCCUCCUCCCCCAUGUCCGUGCCUUCUCCUACACCUGGUUCAACCUGCAGGCCCGUAAGCGCAAGUACUUCAAGAAGCACGAAAAGAGGAUGACCAAGGACGAGGAGCGCGCGGUGAAGGACGAGCUGCUGGGAGAGAAGCCGGAGAUCAAGCAGAAGUGGGCCUCGCGCCUGCUGGCCAAGCUCCGCAAGGACAUCCGGCCCGAGUUCCGCGAGGACUUUGUGCUCACCAUCACGGGGAAGAAGCCCCCCUGCUGCGUGCUGUCCAACCCCGACCAGAAGGGCAAGAUCCGCCGCAUCGACUGCCUCCGCCAGGCCGACAAGGUGUGGCGGCUGGACCUGGUGAUGGUCAUCCUGUUCAAGGGCAGCCCCCUGGAGAGCACGGACGGCGAGCGGCUGGUCAAGUCGCCCCAGUGCUCCAACCACGGCCUGUGUGUCCAGCCGCACCACAUCGGAGUGACGGUCAAGGAGCUGGACCUCUACCUGGCCUACUUCGUCCACACACCAGAACAAUCAGGACAAUCAGACAACUCAAACCAGCAAGGAGACACAGACGUCAAGCCCCCACCAAAUGGCCACUUGAGUUUCCAGGACUGCUUUGUGACUUCAGGGGUGUGGAACGUCGCCGAGCUGGUCCGCGUGUCGCAGACCCCGGUGGCGACAGCGACCGGCCCCAACUUCUCCCUGGCUGACCUGGACAGCCCCGGCUACUACAACAUCAACCAGGUGACCCUGGGACGGCGCUCCAUCACCUCCACCCCCUCCACCAGCUCCAACAAGCGCAAGUCCAUUGACGACAGCGAGAUGGAGAGCCCGGUGGACGAUGUCUUCUACUCAGGCCGUUCCCCGGCGGCCGGCAGCAGCUCUCAGUCCAGCGGUUGGCCCAAUGAUGUGGAUGCAGUGCAGCACCAUUUGGCCAGUGUGCAGGAGAGGAAGAUUAAGCAUGAGAGCGAUGGAGUGCAGUUUCCUUACCAUGGACUCUCAUCGCCUGGUUCUCUUAAGAAGCCGGGGAAAUUCGAUUUCAGCGCCCUGUCCUCCCAGACGAGGUCCCCCCGCAUGGCGUUCACCCACCACCCACUGCCAAUGCUGGCGGGAGUGAGACCAGAGAUGUCUCUGUUGGCAGGGAGUCCCCGUGCUUCAGCCUCGGCCUUGCACUUCCCGUCUCCCUCCAUCAUCCAGCAGUCUAGCCCCUACUUCACCCACCCAACCAUCCGCUACCACCACCACCCUGGACAAGACCCCCUGAAGGAAUUUGUGCAGUUUGUCUGUGCCGAUGGCUCGGGGCAGGCCGCCGGACAGCAUACUCCACGCCAGGCGCCACAGCUCCCAACAGGUUUGUCGGCAUCGGAUCACGGGACAACAACUUUCUGAACAUCCCGCAGCAGACACAGUCUUGGUUCCUCUGACAAGAUCUGUGUCCAAACCAGCAACUAGAAUUCUUUCUUUACAAUCGGAAAUAGAAAAAACAGAGAAACAACCCGCAGGAUAAUAAUUGUCCUCCAACCAACCCACCGACCGACCGACCGGCCCUGAUACAAAAUAUAACCGAGCAACGCAGGAAACUACAGCAGCAUGACGCUUUUAGAGGAACUCUGGACUCAUUUACCCAGUCAGAGGGAGGAACCGUUUUCGAGUAACAGAUGGAUAGAUGGAAAGAUGAACGGAUGGACAAGAGGAUAAAGAAGGGGUGAGGGGACGAACGGCAGCAAGCAGGUCUCUCCUGAAACCAACCGAACCAGCACAACACAGCAGGAGGAACCUGAGGAGGGGGAAAGCGGUCGACUUCUCCUACUCUGCAAGGACGCAUUGUGUAAUGAACGGCUGAGAAAACCCAACGAGAACCAUGUCUCCACGACACAGGUGUAACAUUUAAGCUAAUGAACCCACAGCCUGAUCAAAGCAAAGACACCAUUUGGUUUCCAAUGAAAGCUGCAGUCCUGUGAUGUCUGUCAUCACCCAAAACAAAUCAAAUUGACCAAUGUUUCUCUCCCUCUGAGUGACUCCACAAAGUUUUUACCCUACUACUAACUAGAGAGAGACCAUGCCAAAACAUAUCCUGAUUAAAGGUUGCACUAGAAGCUGAAUCAAUUAACACUAAUCUUAACGAUGUGCACUAUUUACCUACAAGGCAUGGGAGGUAAACCAGACUUGCCUAUUAAAGAGUUUUAAAGAGGAAAAACCAAGGUACAAGAAGCCUUCACGUGUCCUCAACCCCCACUCCCACUCCCACAUCGCUCAGUUCGACAAAUCAUUGGCCUCCGCUCAUUCUCACGUCUCCCCACACGACACACACUCACACAAUCUGUGCCACGACCACAGCGCGUGUGUACGAUUGAAAACACGCACACAGUCGCCCAGUCAGACCUUUCAGAUUGUUCACAGGUGGUGGUGUUGUGUUCUCACACUGUCAUCAGCACACACAGUCAGCCCGGUGAGCUCUCUCCACCUAUUUGAUUCGAUAUCCAAACAUCGCACACACACGCUUUGACUUUCAGCGUGUGUGUGUGCAUCAUUACUGACAGUGUCCAUGACUGUAGACAGCAGCUAUUGGUUCCCCCCCUUUGCCCUCUUGUAAUGUAGAUGAAUGAUUUUGUUAUCUCUUGUGUGUUCUCUUAUUUGAAUUUAUUCCUUUUUGGAUUUGUACUAUUUUAUAAUUGUUUUGUAUUUGAAUGACAGCACCUUAUAGAGAAACACAGAAGCGGCGUAGACAGGGUGGUUCGCUGACCUGGGUCACAUAGUACGUGCAAAAACUCAAAGACAAAGUUUAAUUUUUUGGGAAAUACGCUCACUCGCUUUCUUGCAGAGAGUUAGACAAGAAGAUCGACGCCAUUCUCAAGUCGAACAGAGCCAAGCCUGAAGCCUGAUUUAUAGUGGGGCGCUCUACACCUGCAACGUUUUUAAUUUAUGCCACAGCCAAUAGUUUCAGGUAACCAGACGCUGCCCUCAUUAUAUAAAUCCCUCUGACAGCCGUUUGUUUCAUAUCUUUGUGCUACCUUGAACCCUUUUGCAUUUUUAAAAUGGAGGGAUUUGAAAUCAGUGUUAUUUAAAGAAGAGGAGAUUUUAAACCUAUUUCUACUUAGAAGACAACGAGAGCACAAGAAAAGCUACAGGGUCCAACAAACGCAGGACAUGGACAAGGAGGUGCACUUGCGGUAGUUUCAGAUGUCCGCCGACCAUUUUGAUGAUUUGGUCGUCUGGAUCCGGCCCCAUGUGGCUCCCAUUAGGACACACAAAACUCUGCGACUACCAAAUCACAAUACACAAAAACAUAUGACAGUGAUCAUGACAUAAAAGUGUCAAGCAAAACUUUUCUUCUGUCCAAAAAUUGUGACACUCAUCGAUAGUUUGGAGCGCCCUACUAUAAACCGGGCUAGCUGUUUCCACCUGUUUCCAGUCUUUGUGCUAAGCUAAGCUAACGCCUAGUUUACACUACGUGACUUUUACUUUUCACACUGUUGUUGUGUCCGCACUAUAUGACCAACCAAUGACAAACCACUACAAAAGAGACUAAAAUUAGGUGGAGAAAAAAGGUAGUUAUAUUGGUAUAGCAGACUUUAGCAUCCUUAAUUUGAUACCAUUUUUGAUUGCCACAGGGAAAAAAUGACAUUCAGGGUAUACACUGUUUUUUAAAAUUUACAUAUAAAUCCAAAAAGGCUAUAACAAAGACUUUUCUUUGUGUGCUUCGUAGCAGAAGUCAGCAGGAUGUCGUAAGUAGCAGGGCUCCAUGCUCAAGCGACGAGCCAACAGUAAUUUGCGUCUGAUCUGGAGCUUUUGUCUGGGAGCUCUGGAAAAUCCAGGCUAAAGUCGUGUAAACUAGGCACGACUGGCUGCUGCUUCUUUAACAGACAGACAUGAGAGUGGCGUCAAUCUUUGUGUCUAACACUCGAUAAAAAAGAAAGCGAAUAAGCGAAUUUCCCAAACUGGUUUGUUUGUCGAUGCCAGAUGAACCUAUUCGCCACGUACUGUACUGGACGACCACACACAGCAGGAUGAUGACAAUCACAGGAAGCUUAUUUCCUGGAGAACUUACCUGCAGAACCACACAGGUCAACAAAUCUAAAGCCCCGUCUGCUAUCUGACCCAGGUCCAGCCGGCGGCGGUGGUGAUGUACGAGCGUCAGAAAAACAGAACCAAGGAGGGAAGGUUGCUGAAGACGGGACUCAGAGUAAAAGAGAGAGUAGCUCUUCUUUCUGUCUCCCUAAAGUUUACCCUGUUGUUUACACUCCCAGACGGGCCGCCGCUCCAAGAGCAGAGCGCGCCACACUGCGGAGCAAAAUGAAUAUGUGACAUAUCUGGCUGUUAGCGGAGAGGGAACGAGGGCCUCUAAGGCUACGCAGUAGGAGGAUCACCCCUGUGCCCAUUGUUGUUUGGGUGCACGGGAUCAGGUCGAGGAUAUCGGAUGCUAUGGUAUUCCCCCCAACACACACACACACACACAAACACACACACACAUGCACCAGCACUCCCCUGAGCUGAAUCGAUGAGCCCUUAAUGAUCAAAACUGCACUAAAACAAUCAUACCAGCCAACGUUGUGAGUUUUCAUAGAUCGACCACCACUCAGUGUUUCCUGUCAGUGGGGCGGAGACACUCGUAGAGCACACAUCGCCACUUCUGAAACACACACUCGUAAAGACCACUCACUAUAAACGCAAACACGUCCCCCCAGCGCACGCCCGACUGAAUUCAAAGGGAAGUCUUAAAAAUAGACAAUCUGAGGAGGCCUUUAUGCUUUUAAUCGUUUUCUAUCAUUCAGUUAUUUCCUGUUCAAACUCCAGAUCACCCACCCAACCUCACAAAAUAACUGGACUGCCUGGCCAUGUUCUUCACUGCAGGGAAACACAACAUAGUUGGCCAACCGAAUGGCGACCAUCUCAUCAGCUUCGUAGAGAGAACUAGCUCUGCCGAGUAAGACGUUAACGAUGGCUAAGGUGAUUUCUUUUCUAAUCUAUGGAAGUGCCUCUGUAUUCCCAUUAUGCAAUUUGUCAAACAUGAAUUCAGGUUCUUUUUCUCACAUAUAAGCUAUAGUGAAUGGUGAAAAAUUUAUGUCAGGAGAGGGGGAAAAAAAACGGUGACAGCUCACUAGAUAAUCGCAAGCAUCUUUAUAUAUAAUACACAUAUAUAUUUAUAGAUAUAUACAUUUUUUUUAUUUGCAAGAUAAGCUGUGUGGCAGUCUAGUUAUUUUUUGAAGCAUGGCGUACAUCGCACAGUCAUAGGAUGCAUCUCAAAAACCGCUGAUUAGAGGUAAAGUACCAGUCUCUAAACCCACGAAAUAAAAGAAAAAUCCAUGGCAAACACGACAGUAGACACAUAGACAGUGAUGAUAACGUAGUUGAGGAUCAAUAAAAAAAGAACAGAUUAGGUUUUGUUGUUUUCUUUCUUGUUUUGAUGGGAAGUAUUGUUCUUGAAACUAAAUGAUGUAUGUUGAUUGAGCCAUGUGCAAUGCCUUGGUAGAGGAAUUGUGUUUGUUUGUUAGCGACUGUUUGAGGGUGUCACGAGAAAAGAGGGAAAACCCUCUACGUUUUUUUUUUGUUUCAAGUCCACGUGCUCUGGGACUCUAAAUACGAGGGCGGCGAGAAAAAUAUCCCAGUCUUUGUAAGUAAGUAAGUGUGGGGAAAUUGUUUUUAAUUUCCUUUUGGUUGUUUUUUUCUUCCUUUUAUCACUUUUUUAAGAAAAAAAAUUGUUUUCAAAAUGUGGGAGGGCUGAAGGAACAAUUUUGCAACUCAUAAAAUAUAUAUCACUAUGAAACCUGGUGCUUUCGUAAAGAAUAAAGUACAUUCAAUCUCUAUUAUACAUAAAUAAUAAACGAAAUUAAGUGUUAUCAUAAAAGCAAAUUUUAGGAAAACAUGCAUUAUUCUAUUUCUCUUUUUGUAUUUACCGAGGGGGGAGGGGUUCAUUGUAUGAAGAGGUUGUUGUGACAAAAGGCAUUUUUCCCCCCCAACCUUUACACCGCAGCCGAGGAACAGUCGAACAGUCGAAGGGAAGAAAACUGAAUCAUUUUGUAUCCGACGCAAGUCAGUCCCUCCAGGAUUUCACCGACUGCCGUUGUGAUUGUUGCAGCCUGAGAAGUUCACAGCAUCUUCUCAAAAAAAAUGACUAAUAUUUUUAGACAGGAUAUUUUGGGAUGAAAUAGCAGGAGCACAUUUACAAAAAUAGUUGCGAUGCCGUCUCUGAUUUGAAGUCUUUUAUUAUGAAAGUUCAGUGUUUCCCACAGAAUUAGAAUCUAUAGCCCUUUUCACACAGAGAUGGCGCUGUAGAGCCACUACGACGUCCCGUCUUUAUGCCACCUUUGCAUUUUUACACAGAACCAAACAACGGCGCCAUCAUGCGUGAUUUUAGUGUGACAUACGCCUCUGCAGCGACACCAAGCCGUUAAAGGCGCAGCAGUAGUCUCACGAUAAACAGAGACAGUGCCGAGUGAAUCAACACGCUGAGCGCAACUCUACGAUGAAAUGAGAUUUCACCCAUUUCAAAUAGCCAGAUUGGAGGGUAAGGAGCUCCUGGACCUCAUUGUUUUCCCAAUUUGCGGGAAUUUUCAGCUGCUGUUCCUCGUUGAGUUAGCUGCUAACUGCUAACAGCUACUUUUAAAAUCUCCCACAGUGGGUCGCAUGUAUAUGAUGGGAAGGGGUCCGCUGUUGCUGCUGUUGGAAGCAGCGCUGAAGGACCCAGAAUCAACACAAUGAAAUGAGAUUUAACCCGUUUUAAAUAACCAAAUUUGUCUUAAAGUUUGCAAUGUUCGCACACAAUUGCAACGUCCAGCAGGUCGUGGAUUAGCUGAAUUUGCGAUCGCAGCGUCCUGGAGGGACUGAUGAGUGAUCCGAGUGUGGGACAAGGACAAGAUCUUCCCCUAAUUUGGGAGAUGCACAAUUCUGGAUUCAAAGAAAGAAACGAUGAUACCUGGUUUGUUAUUUGGUGUAAACGUAUGGUUGGUUCAGGGAGAGGGAAUCAGCGACCUCUGUCUGGUCAGAGGAACGCUGUCAUCAAUUCAAGUGAACCCCCCCUCCCCUCCCCCUCCCCUCCUCCUCCCCCCCCAAUCCCCAUCUCCCACUGUAAAUGAUUAUAAAUAUUUGUUUGGUGAUGUAGUGUUAUAGACUCAGAGCAUCUUAAAGGUUGUCCCUAAAAAGUGCCUUUUGUUCACAGAUUCCAUCUUGUAAUCCUGAGUGCCCAUCUCGAAAGAAAAAAAAAGUCCCCUCCUUCAUACUUCUAUAUCUUUCUCUUCCUCUUCUUGGAGCUUUUUAAAGCAGUAUACAUAGUACUAAAGGAAAUUGGUGUGAUUUAGUUCCUCUUUUUAUUGUUGAAUAAUUAAGAAAAGCAUAAAAAAAGCCAAAAAAAAAAAAAAAAAGAAGAUAUUUUCUGUCUUGCUUCUCUUCCUCUGUAUCUUGUCUUCUGUCUAUCUUGGACACUGGAGUAGUCUGUAGCCGCGUAACCCUCUCCUCCUCCUCCCCUCCCCCUUCCUUUUCUCCCUUUCUCUGAACGGCGGGGUUUAAAAAAAAAAAAAAAAAAAAAAAAAAAGAAUACGCAAAGAUUUUUUUGUCUGAGCAGAAUGCAGUUAGCUCACAUGUUAUUCUUGUCUGUACGCUUCACAUUGUAUUACCAUACCCAUCUUCUUCAGCUUCUCCAUUCAACAGCUAAUGUAAGUGAACAAGUUACACCACGAGGCUCUGGGCCGUGCUGAGGACACGGGCCGGCGGCGGGGCUAAGGCGGCGGUCAGAAUCAACCCUGGCGGAGGGAGAAAAGCACUCACGGGAUGUUUUGGUUCGGGGCUUACGCGAGGGAGCUGAGCAGUAGGACUGCUAGUUUAGGCGGGUUUGUUUGUAAUCCUUGUUUCUAUCUAUUUAUUUUUUUAUAAUUGAAUUUGGAUUUUUGCGUUUUGAUUCUUUUUUGGUCUUUGUUACUGCGUAUCGUAGGCAGCAGGAAGACGCUGCGUCGAGACCUUCAAUUAUGCACCUUUUUAGUGUUUGAAUGAGACUAGCUAUUUUUUUUUUACAAAAGGAAAAAAAUGACUCGAAGCACCUUAUGAGCGGACUGGCUCCACAGCUCGGAGACUGAAAGGCUCGAAUUUAGCACAAUCAUAAGAGACGUUACGCAUCGAUUCACCGCCAUCCGAAAUCGCAGUGUUUGAUUGACCAAAGCGAUAUGGUUCCAAAAGCCGUACGAAACUAGUCGGUGACUUCCAGAGAAAAGCACCGUGAAAUUCCACCAGCAAAAUCAAGGGAUUACUACGGCAGCGUGUUAGGGCCAUUUUAGGUUUGAACAUAAAAGAAAAUAUGGAGCUAUGGGAGGGGCGAGAUAUUCCAGGAUAAAACUCCAAAUUACGAAUUCACGUUGACUCAUGUGGGACACAAACACCGGUCUCCUGGGUGAAAGUCCUGUGCUUGAUGUCUUUAUUUAAUCCACCACAACUUUGUAACUUUUUAUAGGACGUCACCGGCAAACUUCUACUUAUUGCUAAAUCCAGCUGCAAAAUAUAUUUUAAUUAGGUUUUCCACUGCAAACAUUAAAAGUGAAGUGAUGUGGUUCCUUAACAAAAAAAAACUAUUUUUUUUUUGUCUUUUUCUCGUAAAUUUGUGACUUUAACCUCAGAGAAUUUCCGAACUGUUCUCCCAAACGUAUGCCUCCAAGUGUCAGAGAAUAUUCUCGUUUUUCCUGUUAAUCUGGGAGUUUAUUGUAAAUUUAAUCCCAGAGAAUAUCCAAGAUUUAUUUCUCCCGUUUUUCCUUGUAAAUUUACAAUUUUAAUCACAGAAAUUAAGAUUUUUUUUCUUGGAAUAUUACUCCCAUCCCCGGCUUUUUCCCUGCAAUAGAAAGGCAAAGUCCCUCCCCUUUCUUUUAUCAUAAAUUUACCAAUUUAAUCCCGGAGAAUAGCCACGAUUUUUUUUUUUUUUUCUCUCCUAUAAAUUUUUGACUUCAAUCUUGGGAAUUCAGAUUUUUUUCUUGGAAUAUUACUCCCAUCUCCGGCUUUUCUCCCACAACAGAGAAGCAAAGUCCCUCGCCUUUCUCGUAAAUUUAUGCCUUCAUAAUGUCAGAGAAUAUUCUGGGGUUUUUUUCUCUUAAAUUUGUGAGUUUAUCGUAAAUGUACCAAUUUCAUUUAAGGUUUUUUUCCCCCUUAAAUUUCCAACUUUAAUCUCAUCUUUUUCCCUAUAACAGAGAGGCGAAAUUCCUUCCCUUCCAGUGUCACCCAUGGGAUCUUAUUUCGGAAAGAAAAAGUACUGUAGUGGCCCUAAUAUGCCGUCGUUACAGAUUUUUGUCCUGCAAAAAAAAAAUAUAUGCAACUUUUUAUUUUCCUGAAACAAAACGAAGCCAGCAGCAGUAUUAUCAAUCAAGCCUUUGACCAGUGAGAGCGCCACAGAUGAGAAGCCAUAUCAGAGAUGAACAGGUUGCAUCGGACAGAGUGUGUAUCUGUGUGUGUGUUUGUGUGAGUGUGUGUGUGUUGUUGAGGGAGGGUGUCCACAGUGUCCGCCCUGCACCGUUCAGAGAGCCCAGUCGAACCCUGUGGCCGAACAGUCCGCCAUUUUUCUUUCUCUUUGUUUUUAACACGUUUCGUAGGGAGCUGGGCCGCGUUAGUUUAGACUAAGCCCUCCGGCCGGCCUCGCCCCUCGCCUCCGCUCCGUAACCCCUCCCGCCAUGAGUGCUCCUCUUCCUCCUCCUCCACCGCCUCCUCCCCCCUCAGAGCGGCGUCCCAUCCUCAGACACCUCCCCCAGAGCCCAUGGUGAAAUGCAUGUGUUAAUUACAGUUUCUUUUCCAUAAUAAUAAUAAAAAACAGUUUGAAAAGAGCAACACCUUUACUUGAUUGAAUAAAAGGAUGUUCUUGACUGUA
This is a messenger RNA of Epinephelus moara (kelp grouper), 10928 nucleotides long. RefSeq names its product nuclear factor 1 X-type. Gene Ontology annotation, molecular function: DNA-binding transcription factor activity, RNA polymerase II-specific; RNA polymerase II cis-regulatory region sequence-specific DNA binding. The coding region runs from base 1088 to 2485 and encodes 465 amino acids. Lineage: Eukaryota; Metazoa; Chordata; Actinopteri; Perciformes; Serranidae. Gene Ontology annotation, biological process: regulation of transcription by RNA polymerase II. The transcript is spliced from 11 exons. Gene Ontology annotation, cellular component: nucleus. The record is from RefSeq and is a predicted model, not a curated record.